Molecule: messenger RNA, 1141 nt
Organism: Aegilops tauschii subsp. strangulata
Lineage: Eukaryota; Viridiplantae; Streptophyta; Magnoliopsida; Poales; Poaceae
Source: RefSeq, a predicted model, not a curated record
ACCAUCAUUCCAAUCUUCUAUCGUCCGUGCUAAAUACCAUGAAAUUAAGUAGCUAAGGUCUAGUGGACCUAUUUAAACAAGGAUAUGCUGAUCCUUCUCUGUCGACUUUUCCACUAUCAACCCCAAAAACCCAAGUCUGCCUUACGUAAAGGAAAUUAGUACGAUUCACUUCUGGAUUUGAAAUCACUGCUUAUACCAGGUAUUGGGCAUACAAGAACAUUCUAUAGUAUUAGUAAGAGGAGGAAGGGUUAAGUAUCUUUGAACUCGGUGUGAGAUAUCGCAUUAUUCGAGCUGGAUGCAGUCGCAGUAAAGAAUCAUCAACAAGGGCGUUCUAAAUAUGGGGUCAAAAAGCCAAAAAAAAUAAGUGAUUUUAGCCCUUAUAAAAAGAAAACGGAAUCUUGAACCUCUUUCACGCUCAUGUCACGUCGAGGUACUGCAGAAAAAAGAACUGCAAAAUCUGAUCCAAUUUUUCGUAAUCGAUUAGUUAACAUGGUGGUUAACCGUAUUAUGAAAGACGAAAAAAAAUCAUUGGCUUAUCAAAUUCUCUAUCGAGCCGUGAAAAAGAUUCAACAAAAGACAGAAACAAAUCCACUAUUGGUUUUACGUCAAGCAAUACGUAGAGUAACUCCCAAUAUAGGAGUAAAAACAAGACGUAAUAAAAAAGGAUCGACGCGGAAAGUUUCGAUUGAAAUAGGAUCUAAACAAGGAAGAGCACUUGCCAUUCGUUGGUUAUUAGAAGCAUCCCAAAAGCGUCCGGGUCGAAAUAUGGCUUUCAAAUUAAGUUCCGAAUUAGUAGAUGCUGCCAAAGGGAGUGGGGAUGCUAUACGCAAAAAUGAAGCGACUCAUAGAAUGGCAGAGACAAAUAGAGCUCUUGCACAUUUUCGUUAAUCCAUGAAAAGAAUCUAUGUAUGUAGACACAUGGAUCCGUACAUCUCGAUCGGAAAAGAAUCAAUAGAAGGAGAAUCAGACGAUAUCUUUCUCGAAACAAACAAAAAGGAAAAGAAAGAGAAAACAUAAAUCAUGAUCAACUAAGCCCUCUCGAGGGCUUGCUUAAGAAUAAGAAAGAAGAAUCUUAUGGAAAUAGCAUGGAAUAAGGUUUGAUCCUAUUCAUGGGGAUUCCGUAAAUAUCCCAUUUCAAAAA